AUGACCGUCCCUACGAACGCACCGGAGACGCGUGCGGCGACAGUGUUCUGCGGCUCGUCCAAGGGCGCACACGCCGCCUUCGCGCACGCCGCCUCAUCAUUAGGCAAAGCCCUGGCGCAGGCGAAGCGACCUCUCGUUUACGGCGGCGGCUCCGCGGGCACCAUGGGCGUCGUCUCGCUCGCGGCCCUCGAGGCCGGCGGAGAGGUCACUGGGGUCAUCCCGUUCGCCAUGGCUUCGGCCGGCGGGGAGCGGGAUCAGGUGAAGGGAACCGAGGCCGCGCAUCUCUCGUUCAGAGGCGGACCGGGACGGGAAAAGGUCGUCACGAACUCGAUGCACGAGCGCAAGGCGGAGAUGGCGAGGCGGUCGUGCGCGUUCUUCGGGCUCCCUGGCGGCUUGGGCACAUUCGAAGAGGUACUCGAAGUCGCCUGCUGGUCGCAACUCGGCAUCCAUCGUAAACCCGUCAUCCUCCUCAACGUACGUAACUUCUGGGACCCGCUGAAGCUACUCGUGCGCAACGGCAUCGAGAACGGCUUCAUCCUCCCCGCGAACGAGCGACUCAUCCGCUACGUCGAGGGCCCGGAAGACGUCGCGGAGCACGACACGUUCGACUGGGGCGCCGCUGCGGUCGCGGCACUAGACCAGUGGGACACCGUCCAGGCGACCCACUUCUACAACUGGCACCUCCGCAAAGAGGGCGAGACGGACGCAGAGCCCCUCGGGGCGGCGUAG
Epithele typhae is the source of this 729-nucleotide messenger RNA. RefSeq lists its product as uncharacterized. The transcript has 5 exons. Lineage: Eukaryota; Fungi; Basidiomycota; Agaricomycetes; Polyporales; Epitheliaceae. The record is from RefSeq and is a predicted model, not a curated record. Gene Ontology annotation, molecular function: hydrolase activity, hydrolyzing N-glycosyl compounds. The coding region runs from base 1 to 729 and encodes 242 amino acids. Gene Ontology annotation, biological process: cytokinin biosynthetic process. Gene Ontology annotation, cellular component: cytosol.